AUGGUCAGCCCCAUGUGGGAGUGGGAAGCCUCCUUGGUGCAGAUUUGGAGAAGAUGUCGAAGGGCAUCUGGUAUAUCAAGGGGCAUGGCAUUAGAAUGCAGCCUUGUCACCUUUUCUGAUGAUGUCUCGAUGUUCUUGGAGCUGGUGGGUGGUUUCCUUCAGGUGAGAGGUGAUGAUCUUACUCCUAUCGGCUGGGACUGCUUGAACCAGUUUGUGGUCGCCACGCUUGACUUUGCCACACCACAGAAUUGCUUUUGUGUCUGGGUACUUACCAUUGUGUCACACCACUCAGAUCUUGAGAAAGCAUAUGCUCGAGUGCCUAGGCAAGAAGUCUGGAGGUACAUAAGGGAAAAAGGCGUCUCGGAAAAAUAUGUGAUGAUGGUAAGUGAUAUGCAUAGAGAAGCAACAACACAGGUAAGAAGCUCAAUGGGAGCAGCAGAGAAGUUUGAGCUUAAAGCUGGUCUCCACCAAGGCUCUGCCAUGAGUCCAUAUAUUUUUGAUAUGGUAAUGGAUGUGAUAGUGGCUGGAGUGAAAGAUCAGGUGCCUUGGAGUGUACUCUUUUCAGAUGACUUCGUGUUAGUAACCGUAACCAGAGUGGAGGCAGCGGGAAAGACUGGCCCUAAUUUCGUCGGUGAGAUUGCCAACGUCACAAUUACAGAAGGACGAGACGCUGUUCUCACCUGUACUGUAGAACACCUGAGAGGCUACAAGGUAGCGUGGGUUCAAGUGGAGACCCAAACGAUCCUGACAAUACACACCUCCGUCAUCACGCGGAACCCCCGAGUGGGACUCAGCCACGAAGGCCACACUGUGUACCGACUACACCUCAAGUCGGUAACGGAGGCUGAUCGGGGGUAUUACAUGUGUCAGAUUAAUACCGAUCCGAUGAUUAAUCAGAUGGGAUUUCUGCAUGGGUUGCCACCAGACAUAGAUGACACCGCAUGGACGGGCGACCUGGUUGUUAGAGAAGGGAGUAAUGUGACCCUGGAGUGUAAAGCAAGGGGGUAUCCGCCCCCUGUGGUGACCUGGAGGAAGGAAAACUCGCAUGACCCGGCCAUGCAAUCUGAGAAGAUCCUGGAAGGCGAGUCGCUGGAGAUCCUGAAGGUGUCGCGCCUCCACAUGGGGGCGUACCUGUGCGUCGCCUCCAACGGCAUCCAGCCCUCCGUCAGCAAGAGGAUCCAGCUCAAAGUUCAGUUCCCUCCCAUGCUCUGGAUUCCCAAUCAGCUGGAAGGGGCGAGACUAGGAGAGAAGGCCGUCCUGGAAUGCAACACUGAGGCAUUUCCGAGAUCCAUCAAUUAUUGGACCAACCACAAGGGCGAGAUGAUCGCGGCUGCUGGGGUCUCCAAAUACGAGACGCAGAGCCGCGAGGAAAGCUACAAAACCUUCAUGAAGCUCGUGAUUCACAACCUCACCUACGAGGACUUCAACACUUACAAAUGCAUCGCUAAAAACAGCCUUGGAGACACCGACGGAUCCAUACGACUCUACGAGAUGGAACCCAAGUCGGGCAAAGAGCUCUCCACUCAGGAGUCCAUGACGAAGGCGCAGCUGGAGGAGGAAGGAGACCUGGACCAAAGCGGUGACUUGCUGGACGUCUCUACCGAAGACAUGGAGAAGAAUUACGCCACGGAAAGGCGGGGGAGACAGAAGGGCAAGCAUCCGUCUCAUAAGAAGACAGGGAGAGGACCGAACUCCUGGAGAAGCGGCGAGGCAGUGAACGAAGUCUUCUCCGAGGUGGACGAAGUCUUCAGAAAGAAAGACAAUAACCAGAAGAAGGAGAUGAGCCAAGGGCGUGACAUAGGAUCCUCUUACGAUCACUCCUAUAGCUUCGACGCAGCAGGAUCCUCUUCGCACAUAAGAAUCCCGCUGAUCGUUUUCUUUGUCUCCGUUUUCUUGUUACUUUGUCUGGGAGACUAUGAUGUAUUUGGGUUCGUCGCUGCAAAGACAACCCGUAAUCGAAUAGGAGUUAGUGGGACGCUCCCGUAAUACUUGUAACCUCUACAUAUACA
Messenger RNA from Macrobrachium nipponense, 2009 nucleotides. RefSeq lists its product as uncharacterized. The record is from RefSeq and is a predicted model, not a curated record. Gene Ontology annotation, cellular component: neuron projection. NCBI's taxonomy places the organism in Eukaryota, Metazoa, Arthropoda, Malacostraca, Decapoda, Palaemonidae.